UGCAUUGACUAUCGGCAGUUGAAUAAGGUGACAAUAAAGAACAGAUACCCAUUACCCCGCAUCGAUGACUUAUUUGAUCAGUUAAGGGGUGCAGCUGUGUUCUCCAAAAUUGACCUAAGGUCAGGCUAUUAUCAGCUAAAAGUACAAGAGCAAAGUAUUUCUAAAACUGCUUUCAGAACCCGUUAUGGCCAUUAUGAGUUCUUAGUCAUGCCAUUCGGGUUAACUAAUGCUCCGGCUGCUUUUAUGGAUCUGAUGAACACUAUCUUCAGACCAUACCUCGACCAGUUUGUUGUGGUAUUUAUUGAUGAUAUAUUGGUCUAUUCGAGGAAUGCAGAAGAGCAUGAUAGACAUCUACGGAUUGUACUGCAAACUUUGAGGGAGAAACAGCUAUAUGCCAAAUUGUCGAAAUGUGAAUUUUGGCUGAAGGAGAUAUCCUUUUUGGGGCACAUAGUAUCAGCAGAGGGUAUUAAGGUAGAUCCUAGCAAGAUUGAAGCUGUCCUUAAUUGGAAGCCACCCAGAAAUAUCACUGAGAUUCGCAGUUUUCUGGGGUUAGCUGGAUACUACCGUCGAUUUGUGAAGGGAUUCUCCAUGUUGGCAUCUCCAUUGACCAAGCUACUUAGAAAGGAUGUGAAAUUUCAGUGGAUGGACAAAUGCCACUCGGAUCCUAACGUAUAUUGUGGUCUCCAUGCAUUACAGGUAUGCAAGGACUGGAUCUACCGGCGGUGGUGUGUGGGGGCACUCGAACGAGGGAUUCUUCGAACAUUCACCCUUGUCCUUCUUCUUGAGGCUGUGAAGUUUCACCAGAACGAAGCCGAAGUGGAGCGCAAUGGUGGUGACAAGGCCACCAAGUACAAUGUGCCGGGUAGGCUGUUGAUAGAGCAGUCGGAGAUGGGCAAUGGAACUCUAAAAGUUGAUAUUGUUGUAGAGCAUGCAGUUCCUUGGAAUCUCUUGGUGGCCGGCACUGUUAAAGCCAAAUAUGGCGUUGAACUCGUCCAUGCUAGGAAUUGGAGUUGGGUGAACCUUGUCCACCCAAUACUGUCAAGUAGCCCAUUGAUUUCAUCUUGCAACCCAAUUUGCUCCAAAAGUGAAAAAUCCAUGUACUUGGUAGAGCUUAUCUUUCGGGCGUGGAGUAGGGUCCACAUUGCUUUAUGGGCAUCAUCACAAAAUCCCCAAGGAAUGGAGAUUUCGGGUUAUGGAGCGAGUUAUGGCUGUGGUUGCGGUGGAGGAGGGGCUUGUUGGGAUGGUUGGGGAGUGGCUACUCUCAUUCUUGGGCAUUGUGUUGGAGGCUGA
Molecule: messenger RNA, 1290 nt
Organism: Hevea brasiliensis (rubber tree)
Lineage: Eukaryota; Viridiplantae; Streptophyta; Magnoliopsida; Malpighiales; Euphorbiaceae
Exons: 5
Source: RefSeq, a predicted model, not a curated record